UAGUUGUAAUUAUAUUUUUAUGUGAAUAAAAUACAAUGCAUAUUGCAAUAAUUGGUGCUGGGAUCGCAGGUUUGCUAUCCUUACAUCAUGCUAUUAAAAAUAAUAUACAGUGCACAGUAUUUGAACAAUCUAAAGAUGUUGGAGGAGUCUGGUUGUACACGGAUAAAGUUGGUACCGACGAAUUUGGAUUACCUGUACACACAAGUUUAUAUGAAGGCUUAAGAUCAAACUUACCAUCACAAUUAAUGAGUAUUCCAGAUUAUCCAAAUAAUAUAACAUCAUACAAUUUUACAUCGUAUCUUAAGCAUGAAGACGUUUUAAAAUAUAUUCAUGACUUCGCUGAUCAUUUCGAUUUACGGAAACAUGUAAAGUUUUAUAAUCACGUAAAAAAAGUUAAACCCAUUGGAAAUAAUCGAUGGGAGUUGACUUCUUUAAAUCUUCUUUCAAAAGAAGAAACACUAUAUCAGUUUGAUGCUGUGAUAAUUGCAACUGGUCCACGUCAUGCACCAAACUAUCCACAUUUAAAGGGAAUUGAAACUUUUAAUGGAAAAAAACUACACAGUCAUGAUUUUCGAAAUCCAAGACCGUUUAAAAAUCAACGAGUAUUACUUAUUGGUGCAGGAUUUUCAGGUUUGGAUUUAACAUAUCAUCUAAGCAAAGUCGCUCAAAAGGUAUUUUUAAGCAACCAUUUGGCUGAUGAUAUCAGUAAAUUUUAUCCAAUUAAUGUCAUAUUAAAACCGGAUGUCGAUCAUGUGGAUAAAUCAAAUAUCCAUUUUAAGGAUGGAACUACAGAAGAAGUCGACUCAAUAUUAUAUUGCACCGGUUACAAACUUACAUUUCCAUUUUUAACUCCUGAAGCAGGCCUAACAUAUGAAAACGAGUAUGUUAAGCCUCUGUAUAAACAGAUAAUUAAUAUUGAACAUCCAACUAUGGCCAUAAUCGGAUUACCGUUCCAUACGGUCAUAUUCAAUUUAUUAGAUUUGCAGACACGUUUUUAUAUUGAAUAUUUAAAAAACCCAUCAAAAUUUCCAAGAAAACAUCAAAUGUAUAUGGAAAAACAGAAAGAUGAGGAAUUACUAAGGAAAAUUGGUAGAAAAAUGCAUAAAUUUCAUCAAUUAGCUGAUUUAAAUGACGCAUAUUUCACAAGUUUAUCAAAAAUUGCACAAAUAAAAAAUAUACGACCGGUAGAUUUUAAAAUAUACGAAGAUCGAUUAAAUAGAGCCAAAUCAGAAUUAGCACAUUAUCGUGGUGACUUGUAUAAUAUUAUUGAUGAUGAAAACUUUACAGUGGUUCGAAGUAAAAUUGAAUUUUAUUGAUUAAGUGUAAUCUGUUACUCAAUGACAAGAGAUAACCUUCAUCGAUUAUUUAUUUUCCCCUGUGAAUGAAUUUUUGGGAAAGUCCAUAAAAUUUAGUUCUAUAAAUUUGUGAC
This is a messenger RNA of Chrysoperla carnea, 1429 nucleotides long. Its product is annotated as senecionine N-oxygenase-like. Lineage: Eukaryota; Metazoa; Arthropoda; Insecta; Neuroptera; Chrysopidae. Gene Ontology annotation, molecular function: NADP binding; N,N-dimethylaniline monooxygenase activity; flavin adenine dinucleotide binding. Bases 36 to 1316 code for a protein of 426 amino acids. The record is from RefSeq and is a predicted model, not a curated record. The transcript has 6 exons.